Molecule: messenger RNA, 815 nt
Organism: Lactuca virosa
Lineage: Eukaryota; Viridiplantae; Streptophyta; Magnoliopsida; Asterales; Asteraceae
Source: the annotation of a GenBank genome assembly
CUUUUCAAAUUUCAAGCUUCUUUCAUGGCCGCCACUGGUUCACCUUGUGGUGCAUGCAAAUUUCUGAGAAGAAAAUGCACUUCGGAGUGUAUUUUUGCACCCUAUUUCUGCUCGGAACAAGGCCCCGCACGGUUUGCCGCCAUUCAUAAGGUGUUUGGUGCAAGCAACGUUUCAAAAAUGCUGCAUCAUGUGGCGGCUGCAGAUCGCUGUGAGGCGGUGGUUACCAUUGCUUAUGAAGCUCAAGCUAGAAUCAAAGAUCCUGUUUAUGGUUGCGUUGCACACAUCUUUGCCUUACAGCAACAGGUUGCAUAUUUACAAGCACAAAUAAUGCAAGUAAAGGCUCAAAUGGCACAAGGGUACGUGGAUUCAAGAAAUCUUGAAACUCCCAGCAUGGCUGGAGCAAUGCCAUAUCAUAACUACAUAAAUGCUGCAAAUUUCACGACCUUCACUACAUCACCACAGAGCUCCAUGGAGUCAAUCGAUCACAACUAUGAAGGCAUUGGGAUUCAAGAGAUUCAAAGCCGAAAUGGUUUCAAUAAUGAUCAUGGGUUAUAUAACAAGAGACUUUCUGAAAGUGAUUUGGGUGAGCUUCAAGAACUUGCAGUCAGAAUGAUGAGGAACUGAUCUUGAUCAGCUAAAGUUUGAUCUUGUGAUCGAAUAUAUUAUGUAAUAUGUAUAUAUAGAGUUUAAGUUAGAGAUGAAUUAGAUAAGAGUACGAGGCAUGGAUCUUGGAUAAGUUUCUUGAAGAUGUUCAUGGUGAAAACCUUAAAUUGGAGAAGUUGGUGCAUUUUACUUGGAAAUUUUGGAUGUCCCGG